Messenger RNA from Magnolia sinica, 1726 nucleotides. Its product is annotated as cytochrome P450 CYP82D47-like. The record is from RefSeq and is a predicted model, not a curated record. The coding region runs from base 72 to 1610 and encodes 512 amino acids. Gene Ontology annotation, biological process: defense response to other organism. Lineage: Eukaryota; Viridiplantae; Streptophyta; Magnoliopsida; Magnoliales; Magnoliaceae. The transcript is spliced from 2 exons. Gene Ontology annotation, molecular function: oxidoreductase activity, acting on paired donors, with incorporation or reduction of molecular oxygen; iron ion binding; heme binding.
UUCUUAAGAUGAUCUAUAUAUACACAAGAACCCAUCUAGAAAUCUCAUAGACCUCAAAAACCAACCCAGCUAUGCUUCUCCAAGCACUCCUUGCACUGUUUGCCUUGCUAUUUUCAUACAAGCUAUGUAUUGCAAGGAGCAAGAGUAAGAAGACUAGGAGAAUAGAGCCACCUGAGCCGCCAUCCGCCUGGCCUGUGAUCGGACACCUUCGUUUGUUAGGUGGGCCACAGCCAUUCCAUCAAACGGCCGCGGCUAUGGCCGAUAAGUACGGGCCCAUCUUCAUGCUCCGGCUCGGCAUCCACCCAACACUUGUAGUGAGCAGUUGGGAGGUUGUGAAAGAGUGCUUUACUACCAACGACAAGGUUCUCGCCACCCGUCCAAAUACCGCAGCUGGGAAGUACAUGUGUUAUGACAAUUCCAUGUUCGGCAUGGCUCCUUAUGGACCCUACUGGCGUAGCAUGCGCAAGAUUACCACGGUCCACCUUCUAUCAAAUGCACGGCUGGAUGCGCUCAAGCAUAUUCAGGACAGAGAGAUCGACGCACAUGUAAAAAUGUUGUAUGGUCUAUGGGCGAAGAAUGAUGGGGGACCGGUUUUGGUUGGGAUGAGGAACUGGUUUGGAGACCUGACGUUUGAUGUGGUUGUGACGAUGGUGGUCGGGAAGCGAUUCGGCACGGACGGUGCGGAUGGUGAGUCGAGACGGUUCCGGAAUGUGAUCGAUCGGUUCUUGCAAUAUAUCUUGAUGUUCAUUGCAUCGGAUUUGCUUCCUUUCACUGAGUGGAUGGAUUGGAAGGGCCACAAGAGAGGGAUGAAGAGAGUUGCUGAGGAGCUGGAUUCGAUCAUCUCAGUGUAUCUGGAGGAGCACCGUCGGAAGAGAUUGUCUGAUGGGGCCCACAGUGAUCAGGAUUUCAUGGACGUGAUGUUGUCGAUCAUCGAUGAUGAUGAAUUCUCUUCCUACGAUCCUGAUACCACCAUCAAGGCAACUACCUUGUCACUCAUCAUAGGUGGGACAGACACCUCAGCAGUCAACUUAGCAGUAGCCCUCUCCUUCAUACUCAACAAUCCACACGUGUUAAAAAAGGCCCAAGAUGAGCUGGACAUCCACGUUGGCAAGGACAGACAUGUGGACGAGUCGGACAUCAGGAACCUAGUAUACCUCCAAGCUAUCCUCAAAGAAACGCUACGGUUAAGCCCUGUGAGUACAUUCUUACCAUUGCACGAGGCCAUGGAAGAUUGCCAGCUCGGAGGCUUCCAUGUCCCGGCCGGUACGCGGGUGCUGGUGAAUUCUUGGAAGGUGCAUCGGGACCCACGUGUGUGGCCGGACCCUUUGGUGUUUCGACCGGAGCGGUUUCUCACUAGCCAUGUGAACGUAGACGUUAGAGGCCAGCAAUUUGAAUACAUUCCAUUUGGGUCUGGUAGACGAUCUUGCUCGGGAGUUUCCUUUGCAAUGCAAGUCAUGCAUUUGACACUUGCACGCGUGCUUCAUGGCUUCGAACCAGCUCGCCCUUCGGAUGCAGCUAUGGAUAUUGAGAGCUUAACCGUUGGCAACCCCAAAUCAACAGCGGUGGAAGUCUUACUCAGUCCACGCCUUCGCUCUGAUCUUUAUGAGUAGAGAGAGAGAAGAUUGCAAUCUUACAAUAUCAGUGGUAAAUGAUUUUAUAUAGGCGUUUGGUUUCACUGCAUUUGGAAUCAUGAAUUUUGGAAGGAAAACCUCACUGAGGGUUUCUA